GUUAAAAUAACUUUCUGGCUUGUAUUAAAUGUGUCAAUGACACGCUGCGCGUGUGUCAGUCAGCUGGGGUAGGUGGGGUCACAAAGAGCCAAGAUGGCUGACUUUGAGGAGCCGCUGUCAGAUGACGAGAAGGUGCGCAUAGCGGCCAACUUUGUGACUCAUGCCCCCCCAGGAGAGUUCAAUGAGGUCUUCAAUGAUGUGCGGCUUCUUCUCAACAAUGACAAUCUCCUCAGGGAGGGGGCAUCACACUCCUUUGCCCAGUACAACAUGGAUCAGUUUACUCCUGCCAAACUAGAGGGCUACGAUGAGCCGGUCCUGAUCACCGAGCAUGGUGACUUAGGCCAGGGACGUUUUCUAGACCCCCGCAACAGUUUGGCGUUCCGCUUUGACCACCUGAGAAAAGAGGUGAGCGACGUGCAGCCAUAUGAAGGAGAGACCGCCCUGAGAAGCUGGAGAGAUGCCUGUGAUACUUCCCUGAGUGCCUACGUCAAAGAGCACUAUCCAACUGGAGUCUGCACGGUAUAUGGGAAAAUGGUUGAUGGUCAGCAAACAAUCAUAGCCUGCAUUGAAGGACAUCAAUUUCAACCCAAGAACUUCUGGAAUGGUCGCUGUAGGUCAGAGUGGAAGCUUACCAUCGGUCAGUCCACUGCUCAGGUGGUGGGUGUGUUGAAAAUCCAGGUUCACUACUAUGAAGAUGGGAAUGUGCAGCUGGUUAGCCACAAGGAGGUAGAGGAGUCAAUACCAGUGACUAAUGAAAGCCAGACAACCAAGGAAUUUGUCGACAUUAUUGAGAAUGCAGAAAAUGAUUACCAGACUGCAAUCAGUGAGAACUACCAGACCAUGUCUGACACCACCUUUAAGGCCCUGCGUCGCCAGCUGCCUGUCACUCGCACUAAGAUCGACUGGAAUAAGAUCCUAAGUUACAAAAUUGGCAAAGAGAUGCAGAAUGCCUAGUGGAAGGUCAGUGAUUUACCAGAGUUUCACACUCCACUGGAGCCACAACCCGCAUAUACAUGCGCAAGGAUUAACCAAAGCAAUGCUAUAUCCGUAUGGGGCAAGGAAUUAAUAAAAUGAAACAAAAAAAGUAUAAGUGAAGAUAUGCUGACUAUAAGGCUGUAAGGAAGUUUUGAUUCUAAAGAUAAUCGGGUUUGAAGAAGGUGUUUACUUCUAGGUUUGUGUGUGGGUGUUAUGGAAGGGUUGUGUUGGGUCAGUGUGCAGGGCUGUGCUCUGGACUGCUACACAAAAUACAUAAAUCUCCCUUCUCUGGAAGUGACCUUAGACCUCCCGAGAUUCAGGUGUCAGAAGUCGCAAUAUUUUUCCAGAGUUGGACUCGUGCAGAACUGUGAUCAUGUUGCAGUGGAAAUGUCAGUACUCAAGAAUAAAGUUUUAGGAAGGCACAAGGCAUCUGAUGAGAGAAAUUAAGCACACAUCACAGAUCAGGGUUUGAUUUAGGACAGGAAAUAGGAAUUGUAUCCAAGUAUUUGUUCCAUUGUGCUUGUCAUGCAUGCUAGAAUUUGUAAAUCAGAGGAAUCAGUCAAAUCGGGACAUUGACCGGGAAAUGAAUAGCAGUCAUCAGACGUUGUAACUGGUAGCAAGCUUAAAGUAAUCCGGAACUGGCAAUUUAGUGUUAAAUGAUGCGUUGCUUAUGAAAUUGAGUGUAUUCCUACCGGUUAACACUUGGCAGUGGCGUGAUCCUCAGCAGAGCUCUGCCCCUGCACUGUGAGCCUGUGUCUGUCGGGCGAUAGGAGUGCUCACUUGUUCUCUGUUGUGUUCCACUGACGUACGCGUCUCCACCCAUGCAAGCAAUGACGACUGAAUUAAGGUAACGCAGCGUCUCUGCUGUUGCAUCUUUAUUGCAUUCUCUGUUCUGUUCACCUCCACUGUUGUACAGCUUUUCCUUUGUGAAAGGAAAACAUACUCAUAUUAACCAAGAUUGAUUUGCCAAAAUGUCUUUCCUAUGGUAAAGAACUCCAUCCUCCCAUGUAUGCAAAUUUCUAUUUUAAUAUGCUGGUUUUUGUUGAGUCUUAGAAUAUUGCACUCUUAAAUGUGACAAACUGUAUUGGUCAGUGCCGCGUGAAUGCAAAGCAGUUGCCAUGUAAGGCAAGAUACUCUAGACGUUACAUGACUUCUGUAAGGCCAUAUCAUACUGUUUGUGUUGCAUAAUGUCUAAGUAUGCUGACUCUGGAUCAGUUACUUGCUAGCUCUACAAUGUGCUGUGUUCAACCCUCACACUAUACGACAACUGUGUGCCGAUCAAUUAUAAAGUUUAAGACUGUACUGCCCCAUUCUGUAUUCAAAUAAAUGGAUUCAACAUC
Molecule: messenger RNA, 2315 nt
Organism: Pseudoliparis swirei
Lineage: Eukaryota; Metazoa; Chordata; Actinopteri; Perciformes; Liparidae
Product: F-actin-capping protein subunit alpha-1-like
Exons: 10
Coding region: 94-954 (286 amino acids)
Biological process (GO): actin cytoskeleton organization; barbed-end actin filament capping
Cellular component (GO): F-actin capping protein complex; actin cortical patch
Molecular function (GO): actin filament binding
Source: RefSeq, a predicted model, not a curated record